Schistosoma curassoni is the source of this 252-nucleotide messenger RNA. Lineage: Eukaryota; Metazoa; Platyhelminthes; Trematoda; Strigeidida; Schistosomatidae. The record is from the annotation of a GenBank genome assembly.
AUGUAUGACAAUAAUGAAGAUGAUAAUGAUGAUGAUGAUUUGGAUGCUACUGCUGCUGCUGAUGAUGAUGAUGGUGAUGAUGCUUUGGAUGAUGAUGGUUUGGAUGCUGCUGCUGAUGAUGAUGAUGCUUUGGAUGAUGAUUUGGAUGCUGCUGCUGCUGCUGAUGAUGAUGAUGCUUUGGAUGAUGAUGAUGAUGCUUUGGAUGAUGAUGAAGAUAACGAUGACGAUGACGAUAAUCGAUGCUGUAUUUAA